CUCUGGUGGUUCACUCGUUGCUGAGGUACCGACUAGCGCGCAAGAUAAUCCCUGAAGAUGGUGUCGAUCGUCGGAAAAUACGAGAAUGUGUCGAGCGAGAACCUCGAGGAGUACCUGACGACGGUGAGUGGAGCUGCCCAGGUGGAGGCAGCAAGAGCAUUUGCCCAGGGGAAACCGACAUUCGAGGUCAGCCAGUCCGGAGACCAGUGGACCAUCGUCGUCGCCAACGAGGGCAAGUCCUCCAAGACAACAUUCACCCUGGGAACUCCUUACGACGAGACCAUGCCACAUGGAGCUGUCCUCAAGAGUUUGACGACUAGAGAUGGGAAUACCUUCACCACCGUGACUGAUCUUCCCGAUGGAAAUCAAUCCGUUCGAGUCUACGAGUUCACUCCAUCCGGGAUUAAUGUUCGCCUGUCGGACAAAAAAGUCGGUGUAAAAGCCACCCGCACGUACAAGAGAGUUUAAUUUUAGCUCUUAUCAGCGCAAAUCCAAGGACUUCUGGAUUGAUAAUUUUUUUUCAUCUCGAUUGAUGACAGUAAUAGGUAAUUUUAAUAAAAAUCGGAUCCUGGAAUUUGUGAUUAUUCGAAUGAGUGAUUUGCAAACAAUUUUUUAUUGUAAUCCAAUGCAGAAUAAAUGAUAAGAAUUUUCCGAAA
Fopius arisanus is the source of this 656-nucleotide messenger RNA. It is a transcript of the gene Fabp, whose product is annotated as fatty acid-binding protein homolog 5-like. Gene Ontology annotation, biological process: fatty acid transport. The coding region runs from base 58 to 468 and encodes 136 amino acids. NCBI's taxonomy places the organism in Eukaryota, Metazoa, Arthropoda, Insecta, Hymenoptera, Braconidae. Gene Ontology annotation, molecular function: fatty acid binding. Gene Ontology annotation, cellular component: nucleus; cytosol. The record is from RefSeq and is a predicted model, not a curated record. The transcript is spliced from 3 exons.